Molecule: messenger RNA, 1119 nt
Organism: Staurois parvus
Lineage: Eukaryota; Metazoa; Chordata; Amphibia; Anura; Ranidae
Source: the annotation of a GenBank genome assembly
AUGGGGAAGAGGAGUGUGGAGGAAAGAAUCCAGGAGGAAGCUCGGUGUCUUAGGGACAGAUUUAUGAAGAUCAAAGAUAAACCAAUAAAUCCAACUUAUCUGCUAAGACUGGCUGUCUCCAAUGUCAUCUGCUCCAUUGUGUUUGGAGAGAGAUUUGACUAUGAAGACAAGAAGUUUAUGACUCUUCUGAAACUUAUUCAAGAAGUUGCAAACCUACUGAAUUCUCGAUUGGGCCAGCUUCUUAAUCUAUUCCCAGGCUUAAUGAGUAGUAUACCUGGCCCCCAUCGGAAACUUUUUAAUUUUUUUGAAAAGCUUAAAGAGUUUGUGGUAGAAAUUGUGGAAGCCCACAAGGACACAUUGGAUGAGAACUGCCCUCGGGACUUCAUAGAUUGUUUCCUCAUAAAAAUGGAAGAGGAAAAGAACAACCCCAAAACAGAAUUUCAUAAUGAUAAUUUGCUAGGAACAGUAACUGACCUGUUCUUUGCUGGGACUGAGACUUCAAGUGUAACACUGCGAUACGCCUUCUUGAUACUGCUCAAAUACCCUGAGAUACAAGAGAGGAUCCAUAAAGAGAUUGACAAAGUGAUAGGAAGUGAUCGCUGUCCAUCAGCAGAGGAUAGAAGUAAGAUGCCAUAUACAGAUGCUGUCAUUCAUGAAGUCCAGAGAUUUGCUGAUAUUGUACCAGGAGGACUUCCCCAUGCAGCCAGCAAGGACGCCAGCUUUAGAGGAUAUCACAUUCCAAAGGGAACGUUGGUGUUUCCAGUCUUAACUUCAGUCUUGAAGGACCCCAAACAGUUCAAAAACCCUGACAAAUUUGACCCCGGACAUUUCCUUAAUGAGAAUGGCACCUUUAAGAAGAGUGAUGCCUUUAUGCCAUUUUCAGCGAACAAACGUAUGUGUAUGGGCGAGGGUCUGGCUCGCAUGGAACUCUUCCUAUUUUUUACAACCAUUUUGCAAAGAUUUACUCUGAAACCCACCGUGGACAGAAAGAACAUAGAAAUUACACCACAGCCCAAAAGCAAUGCCUCCUUACCUCGUGAAUAUGAGAUGUUGGCUGUGCCCUCGCUGAAAGACCAUUGUAUACUUUUGUGUUAUUGGAUAUCUUUUUCAUGUUUUUGA